Molecule: messenger RNA, 2085 nt
Organism: Cucurbita moschata (crookneck pumpkin)
Lineage: Eukaryota; Viridiplantae; Streptophyta; Magnoliopsida; Cucurbitales; Cucurbitaceae
Product: pentatricopeptide repeat-containing protein At1g02150
Exons: 2
Coding region: 95-1708 (537 amino acids)
Cellular component (GO): mitochondrion
Molecular function (GO): protein binding
Source: RefSeq, a predicted model, not a curated record
GAAACUGAAAAGCACAGAGCUUCCGCGCAUUCGCAGCGCACUCUCUUCAACCCUAACAGAGGCGGUGGUGGAGACGACGACGACGACGACGAGGAUGCUUCUCCAAACUUCCGUUCACCACUGCAAUGUCUCUCUCUCCUCUUCAACUUCUUAUUCGCAUAAAUUGCCGCCUGUAAUUCAAUCUCAGGCUUUUUUCCGGAAUGUAAAUUAUCGGAGGCUUCCACUCUCCAUAACCUGCUCAGUUUCCCAAACUCAUAGCUAUGGAACUGUGGAUUUCGAGCGAAGGCCUAUGGUGAAAUGGAACGCUAUUUACCGAAGGAUAUCGCUGAUGGAAAAUCCUGAGUUAGGCUCUGCGAGUGUACUGAACCAGUGGGAGAACGAGGGCAAAAAGAUUACGAAAUGGGAGAUUUUUCGAGUCAUUAAGGAGUUGAGAAAGUACAGGCGCUAUGAGAGGGCUUUGGAGAUAUAUGAUUGGAUGAGCAAUAGAGGAGAGACAUUUAAAUUAACAGCUAGUGAUGCUGCUAUACAAUUGGAUCUUAUUUCAAAAGUCUAUGGAAUUGCGAGUGCUGAAGAUUACUUCGUAAGGUUGCCUAAAAAUUUGAAGGAUAGAAGGACAUAUGGAGCUCUUCUGAAUGCCUAUGUGAAAGCAAGACAGAGAGAAAAGGCCGAAUCUCUACUUGCAAAAAUGAGAACUAAAGGUUAUGCGAUUCACACGCUUUCGUUCAAUGUAAUGAUGACUCUCUACGUGAACUUUAAAGAGUACGAGAAAGUCGAGUCGUUAGUGUCGGAAAUGAUAGAAAAGGGCAUUCGCCUUGACAUUUACUCGUAUAAUAUAUGGAUAUCAUCUCGUGGAUUACAAGGAUCGAUUGAGAAAAUGGAAGAAGUGUAUGAGCGGAUGAAGCAAGACAGGACCAUCAAUGCCAAUUGGACUACAUUCAGUACCAUGGCCACGAUGUAUAUUAAGACGGGAAUGAUCGAAAAGGCGGAAGAAUGCUUGAGGAGGGUCGAAAGUAGAAUUGUUGGUCGGGAUCGAAUACCGUUUCAUUAUCUGAUGAGUUUGUAUGGUAGUGUUGGUAACAAAGAAGAAACUUAUCGAGUGUGGAAGGUUUACAAAACUAUUUUCCCGACCAUUCCGAAUUUGGGAUACCAUGCUAUAAUCUCUGCUCUAAUCAGGGCAGGUGACAUUGAAGGUGCCGAAAAAAUUUACGAGGAGUGGCUAUCCGUUAAGACAGCGUACGACCCUAGAAUUGCCAAUCUUUUCAUGGGGUGGUAUGUUAAGGAAGGCAUGUCGAGCAAAGCUGAGAGCUUUUUUAAUCACAUGGUUGAAGCUGGGGGAAAGCCAAAUUCGAGUUCAUGGGAGAUCCUCGCCGAUGGGCUUUCGAAAGAGGGUCGGGUUUCUGACGCUUUAGCUAGUUGGAAAGAAGCAUUUUCUGCCGAGGGUUCGAGGACUUGGAGGCCAAAGCACUUUAAGGUGUUGGCUUUCUUCAACCUCUGUGAGAAAGAAGGCGACAUCGCCAGCAAGGAGGUUCUUGUUGGAUUGUUAAGGCAGUCGAAAUGUCUUCAAGACAAAUCAUAUGUAUCACUCAUUGGUUUGUCGGACGAGACAAUCGAUAACGAUGUUGUUUCGGGGGAAGGUAGCAAUAUCGACGACGAAAGUGACAAAACCGUGUACGAGACCGAUGAUUCUGAGAUGCUUCUCGAGAUGUGACAGAUUCAAUGACAUUGUCAUCUAUCUAUGGUUUCUGGGAUUCGUAAUCAGAAAUUUGGAAAAUAUAUUUUUAUCUGCGUGUCGUCCUGGUACCGGUCCCGGUCCCGGUACUGGAGGGUUGAGAAUGAUCAUCAGUGGUUCAGUGUUGAAGUGUAGAGGAGGUGAGAGCAACUUGGGAUUUUGCUUUGGGGUGUGGGAGUUUGGUUAAACCCAAAGCUAUACUCAGCAGAGGUAUGUUUAUUUAGAUCUUUUUAUGAAUUUCUAAAUGUAACUUUCCCAGAUAGAAAUCUUGGCAUUUGCUGAAUAGGGUGGAAAUUUUAGUGCAAUUCCCUCAUGGGCGGCUUUGAUUAAUAGCUUUUAAAAAGUAUCGGUUUCCA